AUGCGCCACCGCGACGCACAGAGGCUCUGUCUCUUGCCCAUCGCCUGGUUUGCCCUCUUCUUCGGCGGUAUCGCUAAUGCUAGCAUUGGAGACCGACUGCCCGACUUCAGGGAAUGCGUGAGAGUACGUCGACAAUGAUCGUUCCACAGACGAGGGGAAAGAGAGGAUGUUGAUCCGUCCAGGAAUGCGAACAAGUCAGCUGUGGUGAAAAUGGGAUACACAUCCGUACGCGACAAGCAGUACCACAACACGGUCAUACACUCGAACUGAUCCUGUCUACUAGCUCUCCAACACCGUCUGCUUCUCUGGACAUGCCCACAGGAAUGCGACUACUCCUGCCAACACAUCAUAACCGAAUCUCGCCUGGCGCGAGAGCCCCCUUAUCUCGAACCCAUCGUCCAAUUCCACGGCAAAUGGCCUUUCCACCGCUUCCUCGGGAUGCAAGAGCCCUUCUCUGUCCUCUUCUCCCUCCUCAACUUCCUCGCCCACGCCAACGGAGUAGUCAAAGUCCGCGAACAGAUCCCCAGCCGCUAUCCGUUGAGAAAAUUCUACGUCGCGUUCGGAUACUUUGGAUUCGCGAGUUGGAUCUUCAGUAUGAUGUUCCAUACCAGAGAUUUCAACGUGACCGAGAAGUUGGACUACUUCGCCGCGGGCGCGAGUGUGAUGUAUGGGAUGUACUAUUCUCCGAUCCGGAUCUUCCGAUUGGACCGCUCGGACAACGCGAAUGGAAAGUCGGGGACGGUGCUGAGGUUAUGGACGUUGAUUUGCUGCGUCUUGUACCUCUGCCACAUCUUCUACCUGACGUUUGUGCGAUUCGACUACACCUACAACAUGGCCGCGAAUGUAGCGUUGGGCUUGGUGCAGAAUGUGCUUUGGACGUGGUUCUCGAUACAGAGGUACAGGAAAGUUGGGAGAUUAUGGGCCGCAUGGCCGGGCUUGAUCGUCUUUUGGCUGAUAUUUGCAAUGAGCUUGGAGUUGUUUGAUUUUCCGCCGUGGUGGGGAAUGGUGGACGCGCAUGCUCUAUGGCACCUGGGAACAGUAGGGCCAACAAUCUGGUGGUACAAGUAAGUUCGCUCCUCCUCUUGGGAAAGCUUCGCGGAUGCUAAUGGCGACUGUAGUUUCCUUGUCAAGGACGCGAUCGAAGACAUCCAAAGCGACCGUCUGAAGCAGUAG
Messenger RNA from Lecanosticta acicola, 1173 nucleotides. Lineage: Eukaryota; Fungi; Ascomycota; Dothideomycetes; Mycosphaerellales; Mycosphaerellaceae. The record is from the annotation of a GenBank genome assembly.